Messenger RNA from Pseudoliparis swirei, 2058 nucleotides. RefSeq lists its product as uncharacterized. The record is from RefSeq and is a predicted model, not a curated record. The transcript is spliced from 2 exons. The coding region runs from base 1 to 1938 and encodes 645 amino acids. NCBI's taxonomy places the organism in Eukaryota, Metazoa, Chordata, Actinopteri, Perciformes, Liparidae.
AUGUGGACUCGUCCUUCUUCACCGGGAACCACUCGCCCUGCGUCUCCGUCCAGGCCGGCUGUCUGGGUACCAGCUAGCUCACACCUCACCUUCUACAUCCUCAUGUUCUACAUCCUCACAUUCUACAUCCUCACCUUCUACAUCCUCACCUUCUACAUCCUCACGUUCUACAUCCUCACCUUCUACAUCCUCACCUUCUACAUCCUCACGUUCUACAUCCUCACCUUCUACAUCCUCACCUUCUACAUCCUCACGUUCUACAUCCUCACCUUCUACAUCCUCACGUUCUACAUCAUCACAUUCUACAUCCUCACCUUCUACAUCCUCAUGUUCUACAUCCUCACCUUCUACAUCCUCACGUUCUACAUCCUCACCUUCUACAUCCUCACGUUCUACAUCAUCACGUUCUACAUCAUCACGUUCUACAUCCUCAUGUUCUACAUCCUCACGUUCUACAUCAUCACGUUCUACAUCAUCAUGUUCUACAUCCUCACCUUCUACAUCCUCAUGUUCUACAUCCUCACUUUCUACAUCAUCACGUUCUACAUCAUCACGUUCUACAUCCUCACGUUCUACAUCCUCACCUUCUACAUCAUCACGUUCUACAUCAUCACGUUCUACAUCCUCAUGUUCUACAUCCUCACGUUCUACAUCAUCACGUUCUACAUCAUCACGUUCUACAUCCUCAUGUUCUACAUCCUCACGUUCUACAUCAUCACGUUCUACAUCAUCAUGUUCUACAUCCUCACCUUCUACAUCCUCAUGUUCUACAUCCUCACUUUCUACAUCAUCACGUUCUACAUCAUCACGUUCUACAUCCUCACGUUCUACAUCCUCAUGUUCUACAUCCUCACCUUCUACAUCAUCACGUUCUACAUCAUCACGUUCUACAUCCUCACGUUAUAUAUCAUCACCUUCUACAUCAUCACGUUCUACAUCAUCACCUUCUACAUCCUCACGUUCUACAUCCUCACGUUCUACAUCAUCACGUUCUACAUCCUCACCUUCUACAUCCUCAUGUUCUACAUCCUCACCUUCUACAUCAUCACGUUCUACAUCAUCACGUUCUACAUCCUCACGUUCUACAUCCUCACCUUCUACAUCAUCACGUUCUACAUCCUCACGUUCUACAUCAUCAUGUUCUACAUCCUCACCUUCUACAUCCUCAUGUUCUACAUCCUCACCUUCUACAUCAUCACGUUCUACAUCAUCACGUUCUACAUCCUCACGUUCUACAUCAUCACGUUCUACAUCCUCAUGUUCUACAUCCUCACGUUCUACAUCAUCACGUUCUAUAUCAUCACGUUCUACAUCCUCACCUUCUACAUCAUCACGUUCUACAUCAUCACCUUCUACAUCCUCACGUUCUACAUCAUCACGUUCUACAUCCUCACCUACAUCCUCACAUCAUCACGUUCUACAUCAUCACGUUCUACAUCCUCACCUUCUACAUCCUCACGUUCUACAUCAUCACGUUCUACAUCCUCAUGUUCUCCAUCCUCACGUUCUACAUCAUCACGUUCUACAUCAUCAUGUUCUACAUCAUCACCUUCUACAUCCUCACGUUCUACAUCCUCACCUUCUACAUCCUCGCAUUCUACAUCCUCACGUUCUACAUCAUCACGUUCUACAUCCUCACGUUCUACAUCCUCACCUUCUACAUCAUCACGUUCUACAUCAUCACGUUCUACAUCCUCACGUUCUACAUCAUCACGUUCUACAUCAUCACGUUCUACAUCCUCACCUUCUACAUCAUCACGUUCUACAUCCUCACGUUCUACAUCCUCACCAGAAGGACCCGUUAGCUUGUUAAAAGAUGCACAACAUCAAAGACUUGGGGGUCCUCUGGUAGACCUCAGCUGGGGGUCCUCUGGUAGACCCCAGCUGGGGGUCCUCUGGUCCCCCACAUGGGGCGUGGAGUCCACGAGGAGAACCUGACUAACAGAGCGGUUCUCCCAGAGGAACCGCCGUGCUUCACGCUGCAGGGAGACCGGACCGGCAUGGCGGCCUCCGACGCCCAGCUGGCUGCUGUCGCCACGCUGGGCUCGGAGGCGUGGC